This is a messenger RNA of Lontra canadensis (Northern American river otter), 886 nucleotides long. RefSeq names its product pyroglutamyl-peptidase I like (gene PGPEP1L). The coding region runs from base 37 to 519 and encodes 160 amino acids. The record is from RefSeq and is a predicted model, not a curated record. Gene Ontology annotation, biological process: proteolysis. NCBI's taxonomy places the organism in Eukaryota, Metazoa, Chordata, Mammalia, Carnivora, Mustelidae. The transcript is spliced from 2 exons.
UCAGUUUCCCUAAUCUCUUGGCCGCCGCAUGUAUGCAUGCAGCUCGUUGUGCACAUCGGCAUGGACACCUCCGCCCAGGCCAUCAUUCUGGAGCAGUGCGCCAAGAACCGGAGCUACCAGGACGCCGACAUCCGGGGCUUCCGGCCGGCGCGCGGCGAGUGCCUUCCGGAUGGCCCGGAAGUGAUCGCUUCGGAGGUCAGCAUGAAGGCGGUGUGCAAGCGCUUCGCAGUGGAGGGUGUGGAGGUGAUCUUUUCUCGAGAUGCCGGCAGAUACGUCUGUGAUUACACCUACUACCUGUCUUUGCAUCAUGGAAAUGGGUACGCGGCCCUCAUCCACGUGCCUCGGUUAUCCCGUUGGUUCCCAGCCAGGCUGCUGGGCAAAGCCCUGCAAGUCAUCAUCCAGGACAUGCUGGAGGAGCUGAGAAAGCCUGAGCUUGAAGCCUCGUUCGCAGAAAACUCAACCGCGGCGAUUCCAGCCCAGGGGAACCAAUUGGGGGACUGCUCCUUUAGAGAAAAUUAAAUGUUUCAAUCCUCUGUGCAGAGUUCAGCUGUGCUUUGAGAGACUUUUAAAAAAUGGCUUGUAAAACAGUUUACACGAGGAAAAAAAGCUCUGAAUUAGCCCAACGAAAUCACAAAGGGUUAUUUUAUUGUCAGAAGAAAGAAGAACACUCUGAAAGGCAGACAUUUCACAAGGGAUUAACUAGCUUCAGUUAUGGUUUUCAUGACAAUAAAAUGAAAUCCUAGUAAUUUUUUUUUCUCUUAAAAAGACUGCGCAGGGGCCUGUGGAAUCCUGCCCAGAUUGCUAAAACCGCAGACCUGUUGGGCAGAGCUGCAUGUGGUGGGUUGAUCUGUGACCAGCUGGCCAGGGGGAAACACGGGGGUGGGGA